Molecule: messenger RNA, 1095 nt
Organism: Knipowitschia caucasica
Lineage: Eukaryota; Metazoa; Chordata; Actinopteri; Gobiiformes; Gobiidae
Source: the annotation of a GenBank genome assembly
AUGGGUUCUGGGAUGCUGGACUGGAGGUUGUCUUGUCUCCUGGUGCAGGCGGCUGUCUUGCUUCUGCUCAGUGAGGGGGAGAAGAUGUGUCCUGCCAGUUGCCGCUGCGAAGGCAAGAUUGUCUAUUGCGAGUCCGGGAUCUUCCAGGACGUGCCGGAAAACAUCACGACCAACUGCCAAGGCCUAUCCCUGCGAUAUAACAACCUACCGGGGCUUCUGCCGUACCAAUUUGCCCACCUGAACCAGCUCAUCUGGCUCUACUUGGACCACAACUCCAUCGCCGCUGUGGACGCUUUGGCUUUUCACGAAUCGAACAAACUCAGCAGUGUCCCAGUGGAGGCGGUGGCGGCUUGGACCUCUCUCACCACCGUUAGUUUGGCGGGAAACUCUUGGGACUGCAGGCCUAGCAUCUGCCCACUAAUGGCUUGGCUUCUAACCAUCCGAGACGCCAAAGACAUCAGUAUGAUCUGCAGUGGCCCCAAGAGAGCGCAGGGCGAACGAGUUGUGGACGCCAUAAGGAACCACUCCACAUGUCCGGACAAUGUGUUCUCCACCACUGCUCUACUUUUGCUUCACACUUCAACCACAGCUAAAAACACCACAAGCCAAUUUGCCCCUUCUCUACCUCCAGAGUUGGCUAUCCCUGAGUCUACGGUGCAGAUUUUGACCCCACCUCCCGUCUUUCACAUCAGCACGGACCGAAAGACGACUAAAGAACCCAUAGCUUUUACAAGGACCACAUUGCAUUUCAAUUCCGAAGCCCCUACUACAUUCAUCCCAGAGUUACAGUUCGAACACAUGUCUUUCCACAAAAUCAUUGCAGGGAGCGUGGCCCUGUUCCUGUCUGUGUCAUUGAUUCUGUUGGUUAUUUAUGUCUCGUGGAGGCGCUAUCCCAACACCAUGAGGCAGCUGCAGCAGCACUCCGUCAACCAUAAGAAGAGGAAAAAGACCAUCAAGCAAGAGCAGGACUUAAACUCGCAACUGCAGGAAUAUUAUCUGAGCUAUCAUUCCAACUCUGAGACCAUGGACUCGCUUGUGAACGAGGUGCGGCCAUGCACAUGCACCGUAUCAGGAUCCAUAGAGUGUGAGGUCUGA